Molecule: messenger RNA, 3517 nt
Organism: Sorex fumeus (smoky shrew)
Lineage: Eukaryota; Metazoa; Chordata; Mammalia; Eulipotyphla; Soricidae
Gene: CLDN2
Product: claudin 2
Exons: 3
Coding region: 330-1022 (230 amino acids)
Biological process (GO): calcium-independent cell-cell adhesion; bicellular tight junction assembly
Cellular component (GO): bicellular tight junction; plasma membrane
Molecular function (GO): structural molecule activity
Source: RefSeq, a predicted model, not a curated record
UGAACCCAGGGCACCUAACAACCAUGUUUGGGAGGAGGAUUGGCAACCAUUUUACAACAGGGGCCUGGGGCUGAAAGGAGACCAACUGCCCACUAGAUAACCACACAGGCACAGCAACCUCCAAGGUUCUGCAAAGAAAACUGCUUUGUCUUCUAGAUGCCUUCUUGAGCCUGCUUGUGGCCACCCACAGAUUCUUCUAAGGAGGAAAGAAGUCAGCCUAGCAGUAAUGCUCUGAAAUGAGGGAUUAGAGGCUGGAAUCCAAAAAUCAAGAGCUGCAGCCAGAAGAAGAAGGAACAAGGCCUGAAGAUAUUUCUUUGGAGAGGUCUGCCAUGGCCUCUCUUAGCCUCCAACUUAUAGGCUAUCUCCUGGGCCUUCUGGGGCUGUUGGGCACGGUGGUGGCCAUGCUGCUUCCCAGCUGGCGAACAAGUUCUUACGUUGGUGCUAGCAUUGUGACAGCAGUCGGCUUUUCCAAGGGUCUCUGGAUGGAGUGUGCCACCCAUAGCACAGGCAUCACCCAAUGUGAUAUCUACAGCACCCUUCUAGGCCUGCCUGCCGACAUCCAGGCAGCCCAGGCCAUGAUGGUGACGUCCAGCGCCAUUUCCUCACUGGCCUGCAUUAUCUCUGUGGUCGGCAUGAGAUGCACAGUCUUCUGCCAGAACUCCCACGUCAAAGACAAGGUGGCUGUGGUGGGCGGAGUCUUAUUCUUCCUUGGGGGCCUUUUGGGCUUCAUCCCGGUUGCCUGGAAUCUUCAUGGAAUCCUGCGGGACUUCUACUCCCCACUGGUUCCUGACAGCAUGAAAUUUGAAAUUGGAGAGGCACUUUACUUGGGCAUUAUUUCCUCCCUCUUCUCCCUGGGAGGUGGAAUCAUCCUCUGCUUUUCCUGUCCAUCCCAGCGAAAUCGCCCCAACUACUAUGACGCCUACCAGGCUCAGCCCCUCACCACUAGGAGCUCUCCAAGGCCUGUUCAACCAUCCAAAACCAAGAAUGAGUUUAACUCCUACAGCCUAACAGGGUAUGUGUGAAGAACCAGGGGCCAAAGCUGGGGGUGGCUGGGUCUGUGACAAACAGUGGACAGCCUGCCAGGGCCACAGGUGAGGGGCAUUGCCACUGGAGGAUGUCAGAAGGUGCUGCUGAGGAUAGACUGACUGUGGCUGCUGGAUCAAGCAAAGGCAUAAGUGGGAGCUGGUGUGACAGUGCGUAGGUUGAAUUGUCAAGAUGCUUGCAAAGACACCCUUUCUUUUCCCUUCAGCUUGGUUGCCUUGUAUCCCCAGCCUUGAAUUCUAGCCCACAGUCCCAAGUCCCAACUUCCUAGGCUGGGUCAGACCACAGAGGCUCCUCUAUGCAAUUUGGUUCAUCUGGGAAUUCGUCUGACAAACCAUUCUUCACACCCCACUGACUGACCUGCUCUGUAAUCAAGGACCCUCUCUCUAAGAGAGAAGGAGGACUGUUGGAUUUUAUGGGCAUUGCUCUGACUUAAUUAACAAUCCCCUCUCAAAAAGAAUCCUCCAAUCGGCCAGUAACAACGCGUCCAUCCCCAUCUUGUUAUGUUAUGACUCCACAUUGUCUGAACUGCUUUGUGAAUAAACAGAAAAGCAUCAUCCCACAGUCCAAGCGAACUUAGAACAACUUGGUAUGAAAUGAGAGGGAGAAAAAGCAGCUGAACAACAAGAACAGAACCACUGCCAAAGGCAUUUGUCCAAAUUUCCUCAAGCUUGUGGGUUGGUAUUCUAGCCCACAUAUUGGGGACUGUUCAUAGAAGACAUUACAGAUAUUCAAUGCAGCAGCUGACUGACUUCACUGAGGAACUGCCUCAGAAGCUGCAGCCCCAACUUUCCUUGAAGCUCUGCCUCCUCCCCACCCCCCCACCCCGCCUCCUUUAGGGCACUCCUGCUAAACAGCAAGACUAAGAGCUUCCACUUGGCUUUCCUUAGGAAUGGGGAAAUUGUAUUUUCUAGAGAUAUCCCUUGGCUGUGGGAUGAAAAUGUGGGAGAUGUGGGGGAAGAUGAUACCACUCCCUGAUGUCUGAGAAAGGACUUUGGUAUCUAAAAUGCUGAUUGGGCACGUGGACACUGGAUGAUGGGGGCUCCAGUGGGUGUUUCUUCAGGUCAGAGAGUCUGCCAUGUGCAACAUCAGCUUAAAGCAUGAGUCAGGUCCCUGAGUUCAUCCACAAAGCUCUAUGGUCCCUGAAAGAUUGCAGCACCAAAUUAUCUCUGUCAUACUUUGUAUAUUCCCCACCAACCUUUGCCAGACAUUCCACAGUUUCUAGAAGUCAUCUUAGGUCUCCAGUAUGAAGCAAUGGUGUUCAAGGUGCUAGAGCCUUAAUCUGAGCGCUAGCACAUCACUGGCCUAGGAUUUCCAUAGGGUGGGAGAAUAGAGAAUGUUUCCCAGGUAGAAAUACAGUUAUAGCUAUAGAACAUGCAAUACACCAUUUUUCCUUUGAUGGGGGCUUAGGCUAGGUGUCUCAGGCAAAUUUUCCCUUAGCCUAAGUAUGAUCAUCUACUGACAAACUCCAGUACACCCCUAAAAAUCUCAGUGCUAGUAGGAGACCCUUAAUUUGAUUUAAGAUGCCUUUCAUGUUUCUGCCUUCUUGCCUAUGUAUACAUUGUUCUUGCAUAAUACAAGGCCCUUACUCUUUAGCCAAGUCUUCCUCAUACAGGGAGAGUAAGCUCAUUACCAUUUCCUUCACUGAGCCACCUCUGAUCACUCCGUUCCUCACCUACCCCUCUGCCCUGCAACCUUCGAUGCAUAAAUUGCUUCUUUGAUGCUUAUCAUUUGUAAAUUUUGAUUAAGUUAAUCUUUGUGUGUGUCUGUGAUUCUACACAUGUAUUGUAAACUCUUGGAGGUUAAGGGCCAUAUUUUAGGCUAUCUGUAAGGCUUCUGGGCACACAGUAGGUGAUUAAUAAACACUUGUUACUUGAGUAACUGUUUUUUAUUAACUCAAGGUAGCCCAGAUAAGACAAGUAUGAUGGAUAAAAAAGGGCUAAGGGGAGGAUAGAAUGGAAGAAGGUCCUUAUCUCCAAUGGGUGGAUAGAAAAUUCUGGCUUUUACUUGAGACAUUAAGAAACCAAGAUCCAGUCCCGCUUUCUGGAGAAAUUAACCUUUGUAUCUUGCUAAUGGCUCAUGCUUUUCAUGCAAAGUACUUAACUUAUUAAAUGGCUGUGUGUGAAUUCCUUUCAUUCUUUUAAAAAUUGUUAUAAAGGUGGUAUAAUAAAUUUGUUCAUUGCAAUUAAGUAGAUGAGGAAGCAUAGACUUACAUAAGAGAUUUCCCCAGUCACACAGUCGGUAUAAGUUCACCAAUAUUCUAAUGCACAAAAUAGGAGUCUACAGAUCAAAUAAUAUUCAUAGUCAGUAGGAAGGAUCUAUUAAAUUCCCCCUAUACACCCAAAGGAAAAUGAGGCAAGUAGAGUAACAUUGGAAAUAUAUAAGUUCUCCUGGUCUCCCAUGAGUGGGAGACUGUAAGAAGAACCAAUUCACUGUGUUACCUAGAACUUUCUUUCCUACUGUGGAGGACCAUAGC